UAUAGAGAGAUAUGUUCAAGUCUGAAACAUUACUCAAUAACAUUUUUCUUCAUUUCCAAUUAAACACUUGUUUCUUCAACUCUUGAGCUUCUCAAUUCUAUUAUUACAUAAUGGCUACUCUUGCAAGUUCAAUGUCAUCGUUAAGGGGUUCAAAGAUCAGAAAAUGGCAAGGAUGCUCAAAGCAAGUUAGGCAGCAGAGAGCAAGACUUUACAUUAUUUGGAGAUGUACAGUCCUGCUUCUCUGCUGGCACGACUAACCGUUGUGAUAGGUUCAAUUUCCAUUAGUGUACUUAAGUUUUCAGAUGAAUGAGACGAAGGAUGGGUCGAUUUUGUAUUGUUUUUUGAACGGUUGUCAUAUAGCCCUGAUUUUUGUGUAGGAGCAUAGUUAAAUUACAUGUGAAUGUAAAAAUAUAUACAAAGAGCCUAAGUGAAUAAAACUCGAGGACACUUUUCUUAUUAGUAA
Messenger RNA from Capsicum annuum, 463 nucleotides. Its product is annotated as small polypeptide DEVIL 14. The coding region runs from base 111 to 257 and encodes 48 amino acids. NCBI's taxonomy places the organism in Eukaryota, Viridiplantae, Streptophyta, Magnoliopsida, Solanales, Solanaceae. The transcript has a single exon. Gene Ontology annotation, biological process: negative regulation of cell population proliferation. The record is from RefSeq and is a predicted model, not a curated record.